Messenger RNA from Metarhizium acridum CQMa 102, 1434 nucleotides. RefSeq lists its product as uncharacterized. Lineage: Eukaryota; Fungi; Ascomycota; Sordariomycetes; Hypocreales; Clavicipitaceae. The record is from RefSeq and is a predicted model, not a curated record.
AUGGACAGCAAUCGUCGACCGAACCGUGGAAGUCGCUCCGGCACGCCUCUGCUCUUCAAAGCAGAAGACCAUAUGGACGAGGUGGAAUCUAAGCCACCCUCUCUCUCGGGCACGUCCUCUCCGUCCUCACAACUGACCCCCAACACCAUCGACACCGAAGCCUGUCGCCGUCCGCCUAUGACGACGACGACCUCGCAACGCAGCACCUUCGGCCGCCCUUCGACCAUGCACUCGCGCAAUCCCGCGACCACUCUCCAAGCCGCCAAGGCCUCUGCCCGCAAGAAAUACCUCUUUGCCGCCUUUUUCCUCUCCAUAUCCCUCGUGGCCUUCUGCGUACAGACCGAGCUGUCCGCGUACAUUCAGCACGAUCUGGCCUGGGGCAAAGCGUAUUGCAUGAUGUACCUGACGCACAGCUCGUGGAUAGUUCUGUGGCCAAUGACGCUACUAGCUGUAAGGCUGCAGAAGCGCCAUGAGCCGUGGGACCAGUUCUGGCGGAAGCAUCUACAGGUUGUCCUGUCGACCGUCACCAUGAUUGAGCUGCAGACCAUCAACGUCACGACGCCCUCGGUUGCCCGGCGCGGGAGGCCGGUCAUGUAUCUUGCGCGAAUGACGAUAUACAUCACCUCUGCGUUGACGAUCGCCGGACUGAGCUGGUACAUUGCCGUGAGCCUGACGACCCCAUCCGACCUGACAGCCAUAUACAACUGCAGCGCCUUCUUUGCGUACGCAUUCUCCGUGCCGAUCCUCAAAGAACCCCUCCGCCUGGACAAGUCCAUCGCCGUCAUGAUCGCCAUCCUGGGCGUCCUGGUAGUAGCCUACGGCGACACCGGCUCCGACGAGGCAACGUCGUCCGCCGCUGGCCCCUCCAACCCCGGUGCAGGCUCCCGCUUCGCAGGCAACCUCAUUAUCGGCGUGGGUUCCGUGCUGUACGGCCUCUACGAGGUCUUGUACAAGCGCUACGCCUGUCCACCGGAGGGGGUGUCCCCUGUCCGCGGCACCAUCUUCGCCAACGUGUUCGGCAGCUGCAUCGGCAUCUUCACCCUCACCGUGCUCUGGGUCCCCCUCCCCUUCCUGCACUGGCUCCACAUUGAGCGUUUCGAAAUUCCCAAUGCUUCAACGUGCUGGCUGAUUCUCUUGGCCGUCUUGUCUAACGCUACUUUUAGCGGCUGCUUCCUGGUGCUGAUUUCGCUGACUUCGCCGGUGCUGUCCAGCGUCGCCGCCCUGUUGACCAUCUUCAUCGUCGCUAUUGCCGAUUGGUUCCUGACGGGCCAGCCGCUAAGCUGGGCCGCCAUCAUGGGCGGGAGCAUGAUCAUCGUGGCCUUUGCGGCUUUAAGCUGGAGCACCUACCGCGAGAUGAUGGAGCACGAGGCGCACAAGUUGGCCGUCGACCUCACCGACGACGAUGAGGAGGACAUGGAUAGCGAUAGAGACUAG